This is a messenger RNA of Colletotrichum acutatum, 1486 nucleotides long. Its product is annotated as insulin-induced protein. The transcript is spliced from 2 exons. Gene Ontology annotation, cellular component: endoplasmic reticulum. Gene Ontology annotation, biological process: sterol biosynthetic process. The record is from RefSeq and is a predicted model, not a curated record. Lineage: Eukaryota; Fungi; Ascomycota; Sordariomycetes; Glomerellales; Glomerellaceae. The coding region runs from base 135 to 1289 and encodes 384 amino acids.
GAACCUGCACCCUCGCUUUUACUGUGAGCACAUAACUGAGCCCUACACCCUCUCGCCGACUAGCUCUCUGACUGAUUGUGUUCUAUAGUCUCCAACGCUUCCCUCUCUUCCCCGCUACUCCACGAGCCACAAACAUGUCCGACGACGGCCCCCGUCUUAUAAGGCCUAUCCCUCGCCGUCCCUUCGAACUAAACCACAUUGCUCCGACUCCUCCAGAAGACGACUCGUCCUCCCCCAGUCCGAACCCUGAAUUCGAUUUGUCAAGACUACACAAUGGCCAAACCACGUCCUCAGAGUCCGGCUCCAUACCUCGCGCUCAGUCGGUACUUAACAUGACUGCAUCGACGCUGUUUGGGAUCUACUCGCCAACCACAUACGGCAGAGACUCGCGAGAUGAGCCAGAUACCCCCUGGGGUACUGGGGCGCAAACACCUAUCAAGAGGGCCAAUGUUGACGACACCACGUUCGAGCUCAUGAAGGAUCGCUCCAAUCUGUUGCGUCGCCGAUCUUCGUACCGAAGUGGAGCGAAGACUCCGCCGCCCUCAACAGCAACCACGGCUCUAUUCAACCUGUCCCGCAUUGCGCUUCUCUUCGUAAUCGGCAUGGGAUACGGACUAAUGGUCACGAGGUUGCAAAAUGAGCACAGAUUCUCAUCGUUCCAGGUCGACAGUAUGAUGAAGCCCGGCUAUAACUGGCAAUAUCUUACAUUAUGGGGCUUGUCUGGUGUUGGCCUAGGCGGCCUCCUCCCUUGGUUCGACGGCGUAUGGGAGGAUGCGUUUGGAAAGGAGGAGGUAGUUUUGGAGGAGACGAACGGCAGCCCCUCAUCACCAGAAGAUGUCAGCCCUGUCAAGGACUGGGCUGUGGUUGUCCGCAGCAUAGGCGCUUUUGUUGGCAUUGUCUUCGCCAUUCGGAAACUUCCCUGGGCAUCUACCCUCCAGGUGUCUCUCACAUUGGCACUGGUUAACCCAUUCCUGUGGUACUUGAUUGACCGUUCGAAACCCGGGUUUCUGCUUUCGGCCGCCGUGGGCUUGGCGGGAUCGGCUGUACUCCUCGGUAUCAACCCAGAUGUGAUGCCUACACCAUCAUCUCUGACCUACCGGAACGAGUCGGAACGGGCCUACUCGGAGCCCAUCACUCUUGGUGGGCUCGCCAGCCAGGAAACCAUCGAGACGGGCAUCUGGAUGCUCAGUGUUUUGUUCUGCAGCUGCGUCUGUUUUGGCAAUAUUGGCAGACGAUUGGCGUUGAACAAGUCGGCGUCUGCGCGUGGCCGAUGGGCUGGUACCAGAUGACAAGGCCGUCUGUCAAGGUGGAAACUGUGCCACUUCGGUUCAUGAGUGUGUCCUAAGCUUUGUAUUCUUGGAAAGGUUAGGAACGAUUAAAAGGGGCAUAUCCAUAUGGAUAUAAAUAUCCAUUCCAGGGGUGUAUUCCGAACUGUAUUUGGUCUCAAUAGCGUAAUGAUAUUCCCAGCGUCGAGGCAUGCCGCAUU